This is a messenger RNA of Pyrgilauda ruficollis (rufous-necked snowfinch), 7105 nucleotides long. RefSeq names its product 5-hydroxytryptamine receptor 2A (gene HTR2A). The transcript has 5 exons. Gene Ontology annotation, biological process: chemical synaptic transmission; G protein-coupled receptor signaling pathway, coupled to cyclic nucleotide second messenger. The coding region runs from base 719 to 2218 and encodes 499 amino acids. Gene Ontology annotation, molecular function: neurotransmitter receptor activity; G protein-coupled serotonin receptor activity. Lineage: Eukaryota; Metazoa; Chordata; Aves; Passeriformes; Passeridae. The record is from RefSeq and is a predicted model, not a curated record. Gene Ontology annotation, cellular component: dendrite; plasma membrane.
CCUUAAAUUGUAUUCUUUUAUAACAGUAUCAAGUUGUUUAAUUUCCAUUCUGAAGCCAUGCUGGGCCAAAAGGUACAAUUAGCUACAAAAAUCAGCAUGGAGCAGAAUGUGUAGUCUCUGAUAUGAGGCUGAAAAUGAUUCUGAAAUACAACAGAAGACAGAGACUAUCAGCCAUAUUAUGGAAGAUGCACUAUAAAUAAGAGCAUAUUUAAUUAUUUCAAGAGAAAGAUGCUGGAUGGAAUAAUUAAUCAACUUUCUUAAUAGAGAAGCAAGAGCUUUGCUGUUUAAUAUGGCAAGAUAUUUUAAUACUGCUGAGUUUAAAAUUGUGUGAUAACAGUUACCAAUAGCAAUAAGAUGUAGCUCCAGAGGGGAGUCCUAGUGGUUGCAAAAGUUUUAUGUCUUUUAUUUCUCCAACAUUUUUGCUCUCUUAAGCCUCAAGUCCACAUUCUGUAUCCUACAGCCUGGGCUUACUUUUCAGCUGGAUUUUCAAUAUAUGCCAACACUGGACUUCCUAUGGAACUGAAAACAAAAGAUUUCAGCUUUUGGAAUAAUUCUGGUAUGUUUUUCUACAUCGCACUAGUGGCAAAAAUACAGUCAACAAAAGAUUGUGCUCCCUCAACUUCUGGCAUGGAGAACUGAGGAAUAUAAUGCCCAAUGGUGACAAAGGGUGAUAAUUUCCUGUUUUUCACAAUUUAUCUCUGUGGUUUUGGACUUAGCAAUGGAUAUUCUUUGUGAUGGAGAGAGCUCUGUGAACCCAACUGCAAACUCCUUCAUACAAAUAAAUCAUGAGAGAAGAUUCUACAGAAAUGUUUAUGGAGCUGGAGAAAUUAAUAUAUCACAUCUCUGCAACCUGACUGUGAACUCUGACAACCUAACCAAUCUUUCAUGUGAAAGUAACAUGAGCCCACCGUGCUGCCCUUCACAGAAAAACUGGCCGGCUUUGCUGACAGUGAUAGUGAUUGUUUUAACCAUUGCUGGAAAUAUUCUUGUCAUCAUGGCUGUUUCACUGGAGAAAAAACUACAGAAUGCCACUAACUAUUUUCUAAUGUCACUUGCAAUAGCUGAUAUGCUGCUAGGUUUCCUUGUCAUGCCUGUGUCCAUGUUAACCAUACUGUAUGGAUACGAAUGGCCUCUACCUAGAAAGCUCUGUGCCAUUUGGAUCUACCUGGACGUGCUCUUCUCCACGGCGUCCAUCAUGCACCUCUGUGCCAUCUCCCUGGAUCGCUACAUUGCCAUCCGGAACCCCAUCCACCACAGCCGCUUUAACUCCAGAACUAAGGCUUUCGCCAAAAUAAUUGCUGUUUGGACCAUAUCAGUUGGCACCAUCUGUGUCUCCUUAAACAUCCAGUCACCAAGAGCAGGGAGCUGGAAAGCAAGAACAAGUAAACCAGCGAGUAUACAUCUGAAUCAUCCAGGUAUCUCCAUGCCUGUACCCGUCUUUGGACUACAAGAUGACUCCAAAGUAUUUAAGAAAGACAUGUUUAAGAAAGACAUCUGCUUACUUGCAGAUGAAAAUUUUGUUCUAGUAGGCUCUUUUGUGGCAUUCUUCAUCCCUCUAACCAUCAUGGUAGUCACUUACUUUUUAACUAUCAAGUCGCUGCAGAAGGAAGCUAUGCUAUGUGUGAAUGACAUUGGCCCUAAGACAAAGUUUACUUCAUUCAGCUUCCUCCCUCAGAGUUCCCUGUCCUCAGAGAAACUCUUUCAGCGCUCCUUGAACAGAGAUACGGGGACUUCAGGGAGGAGAACAAUGCAAUCCAUCAGCAAUGAGCAGAAGGCUUCCAAGGUCCUUGGCAUUGUCUUCUUUCUGUUUGUUGUGAUGUGGUGCCCGUUUUUCAUCACCAAUGUGAUGGCUGUUAUUUGCAAGGAGUCAUGCAAAGAAGAGGUCAUUGGAGGACUCCUUAACAUAUUUGUUUGGAUUGGCUACCUUUCUUCAGCUGUCAACCCACUCGUGUAUACGUUGUUCAACAAAACCUACCGCUCAGCUUUCUCUCGCUACAUCCAGUGUCGCUACAAGGAGGAGAAGAAACCUUUCCAGCUGAUUUUAGUGAACACUAUCCCAGCACUUGCAUAUGACUCCAGACAGCUCCAGCUAGCACAAAUGAAGAGUUUGAAAAAAGAGGCGAAAAUGAUGGCUAAGGAUUACUCGACGGUCACGAUAGGAACGCAUCGUUUAGAUGGUACCGCCAAGGGAAAUAUUGGCCCAGGGAACGAGAAGUAACCAUCCUGAAAUCUCCCUGGGCUUUUCUGCCAUUUGUUCUGUAUUUCAAAUAAGCAAUCUUCAAAGGUAAAUUAUACUUGAAUAAUCCUCUGUUUCCACCACCACCACUUGUAAUCUUUAUUUCAGGACUUGCAUUUUAUUUGCAUUCAAAAAUUUCAUGUGUUCAGCUUAAAAAUUGAAAGUAAUGUUUUCAAAAUGAUUGAUCUUAAUUCCCUGUUCCCUCCCACCGGUGUUGACAGGAAGGUGAAGUGAGAGAACAGUGGAAAACCAGGCACAACACUGCUAAACAAUUUCAGCACCACUUCCAGAUUCAUUACUCUGUUCAAUUCCAACAAAGUCUGAUUUAAGUAAUGUCAGAGGAAACUCUGCAUGAGUAAAGUCUUCAGUAAAAGGUUGAAGUAGAUCCUCUCUCAUCAUUUCUCUUUGGUUAAAAAAGGCCUUUAUGAACAAUGUUCUAGUUUUGGUUUAGGGCUUGUAAAGCCAGAAUUAUUAGAAAACUGUGAGUUGCUAAAAACUGUUUUCCCUUGUUUCACUGUAUUGCUGUUAAGGCAGAUUGCUCAGGAAUGGUCAGAAGAUUGCACUACUAGGACUCAGCCUUAAUGAAAUAUGUAUGGGCAAAUGGGGCUCACUUGAAAAAUAACAAGACCUGUAAACAACACUGCAUUUCACCUGCAUGGAUCCAAGGGCAGAAUACAUUGCAUAAAGAACAUAAAAUACAUUGCUUGACAGACAUGCCUAGUCAUGAAGCUCUUUUCAUUACAUCAUAACCGAUGUCACUGAGGGCAGUGGGACUUUGCUGAGGAGGAAAAAUAUAAAUGCUGCACUCACAUGCAAAGUUUAAAUCCAAUAUUUUGAUUCAUUACAUGAAUUUUGCAGCCAUAAUCUCAUCAAAACCAGGAUGUAUUCCAGUUUCUGUGGAAAAAAACCCACUGUCCAUCCAGAAGCAAAACUCCAAUGCCUUCAUCUGUCCUUCUAUUGAAGUUGUUCAGUUUUUACAGAGCAAUUAAAUUUCCACUAAGUCAAAGAAGGAGAGAGACAGAGAGAGAAAGUGAACCUUUUUCUAGCCUACCAGGUGGGAGUCUUUGGAAGAAGAAGGCCUUUAGCUUAAGAUACUGAUCUAUGGCAGACAAGGGCUUAAAAGUUGGCUGGGUAUUUGACUGAUUUCCAAGAAACUGAUUUAUUGUCAUAUACAUGGUAUAACUAAAUCUAUUAGUUUUAUGAGCCCUUUCCUCUGACAUGGGAUAGGUAGGAGCCACUGUGCACUGGUCACACAGAAGCUCUGCAUGCACAUGAUGACACUGACUCACCCCACAGACCUCAGCCUCCAUGACUGGGACAAAGUGUCAUGCUGUAGCCCCAUUCACAGUGAUGAGGCCAUGCAUGUCAUCUACAACCUCACAGACAUUCAUGGGUUUCCCCCCAAAACUGGUCAUUUAGGAUGAAAUGAUAAAUCAAGUGGAAUAAAUGCUGUGCUCACCAGGUGCUUUAUAUGCUCUCUCUGUCUCUGGGUACAUUUGAUCACCUCAGUCAAACUGAACAGCUUCAGCAGAAGCAAAAAUGAACUCGCUGCUCCUACCUCCCUAUGCACGCAUCCCACUCCUACCCAGCACUGUGUGAGGGGUGUCACACUGGCAAAGAAGGCGUUCCAGGGGGAAUCUGCUAAAUGCAGCUGAGUAUGAGGACUACCAUAGUAGUAGCUGGGAGCAGUGACUUUCCACUCUUUCCUGUCAAAUUUGAUAUUGACCUUAAAUCUAGUAUUUUGAGCUAAUGACAAUGCCCAUCUUGUAGCCCACAGGCCAGAUGUCUCCACUCCACAAUUGGGGUGAUGGUUUUGAGGAUUUGCCCUUGGAAACAGGUAUCUCAGGGAAUAAGCAGGCAGUAAUAAAAGCAAAGGUGUUUUGUGAGAAGAGGUCUGAGGCUCUAGAUCUGCUACCAAACCAGAUUGCCUUCAUAUAAUGAAUAUUGACAGGGGACUGAAGGUCUCUAAACCUGCAUGUGAGGGAAAAGAAAACAAAGAGGCUUCCACUAGGGGAGGGAAUCACCAUAUUUUUUGCCAUUUAUGACCUGAAGCAAGUUUCUCUGGCCUUGCAAAUGAAAACAGUAGGUGGGACAGACAGCUUGGAUCUUAUUGCCCAUUUGUGCCAGGGAGCAGAGCCUACCUGCAUCCUGUAUGAUGUGUAUGGCACCUUGCACUUCUCCAAAGCUCAAUUCCUCACAAAUCUCCUGAAGGUCCAAUUGCUGCUCUGCACAGUCUCCUUCACCAGCUCACAGCUGAUAAACUGUUACUGAAGAUUUCACAUUCAGUGCUUAUGCUCUCCACUUACCACCCGCAUUUUGCCCACGUGGCAGAGCAGAUCAGCCCUCUGAUUCUCUUUCAUUUCCCUUUCUGUUCUUCAUUCACAAUGUCAAAUUGCUCAGGUCGAAAAUACUGACAGGGAAUGUUUCACUACAAUCACAGAGGGUUUCAAUUACUGGCAUGAAGUUUCAUUACAAGGUGACUCUGAACAAUUUUUUUUUCCAGCUUAUUUUAAAAUAAAACCUAUGUUUUGGACAUAAGAGACUUAACAGCAUUUCAUUAAUUGACAGCUGGAGAGAACAUAACACUGAGUUUUUGCUUAGAAGCAGGGAAAACUGAUGCCUGACAUUUUGAUUCUGUAGCACUCAGAUGGUUUUAUUGAGUGAUCAGCAGCUUUUGCCUAAGUAGCCUCUCAAGGCCAAGAAUGAACAGCAAAGACCAAUAUCUCCAGCUCUUUAUGGACAUUUUUGACAGCUUAGAAAGGCCUGAUUCUGCCACCCUGCAUCAAAAUAUUAAUAGAUUUUUGUGCAGUUUGCCUUAGUGAGGACGACAGAGUCAGGAUAUGAAUUUGUUCUAGCCACCAUGCCAAAUCUGCUAGGGGUUGUUCAUCAGUAGAUAGCAAUUAAUGAACUCAUUAUACUGCAGACGGAUUACAAAGUUCAGCUGUUUUAAUGCAGGAUUUACAGCACUUGGCCCAUGCUUGAAAUGAACACCACGGUUUAAUAUGACCAGCUUCAGAGCAGCAUCUCCAUCUUCCAAAAAACUGUGUUUUCAUUAUGCAUCAGAAUGGAAUGGAAUUUUUUGUAAUUUUUCAGGUUAAAAAAAAAAAAAAAGAAGACAUUCAUACAGACUGGUUCAGAGGUUAGGGCCUUCCCCUACUUCACAGGAAAAGCAUGCUGAGUCAGUCUGUCAUAUCUGCAUCCAAAAAAACCACUUCCUCUGAAAAAACUUUUCAGCAUCAACUUUUUCAAGUAGAUUGACAUUUUAUUACUGUUAAGACUGCAUCUGAAAAAUGUCCAAAGACAUGAAGCUCACCAUGUAUCUCCUAAGCUGGUGUGCAUCCUUUUUACACUUCAGGGUAAAAACUCCUAUGUAUCUAUCCCAUCCAGUCAACCAUGCACUGUACUUAUGUAAUUAUUGCCAGACAGUGAGAUGCAUUCUAUUUUGAAUACCUAUAUGUUUGCUUAUGUAAAUACAUAGAGAAAAAAUUUGUUGUAUUUUGUAAUGUUAAUGUAAAAUGGUGUUUCAAUGCUUUACCAUUUUGUCUGAUCGCACUGCUAGUAGAGCAGAUUAAAAUAUUCAAAUGCAAUCAGUUGUUUUAUAAACUGGAGGUUUGUCUUAAGUAGCUAAUUUGGUUUGGUUUUAUUUCUCCCAUAAAUAUUCAGUACAAUGUCUGCUGAAGGCUAAAUUAAUUUUAAAUAUUUUGUUGGAGAAAAAGAAAGAGCAUGUUGCAGAAUUUAACUAUCUCAGUAAACUGGUCCAAAAUGAGCCAUUGUAAUAAUUUGCUUUUUCUAAGGACAGCCAUCCUUCUACUGAAGAGGUACUCUUUGGGUAAGUACAUACAUCUUAGUAAUUUUCAGUCUCAGAAACAGUGUACUUGCAAUAGUAGAAAGCCUAUGAAAUUAAUUUCACUAAGAAGUAGAACUAUAAGAUUAAAAUUAAUAAGCUAUAUUGGUUAGCUUGGUAAGGUUUCACAAGUGAGGAAGCUACAGGAGUGGGUUUUGUGAGAUGCUUCCAGAAGUUUUGCCCAUAUCUGACAGAUCCAAUGCCAGCCAGCUCAAUGAUGGAUGAAGGUCUGGCCAAGGCCAAGCCCAGCAGCCAUCAUGAUGGUGCCAGUGGGAUAAUAGGUUUAAGUGGGGGAAAGCUGCACCAUUGCAGCCAGAAAGAAGUGGGAAUAUGUGAGAGGAGCAGCUCUGCAGACACCAAGGUCAGUGGAGAAGGAGGGGCAGGAGGUGCUCCAGGCACAGGAGCAGAGAUUCCCCUGCAGCCCCUGGUGCAGAGCAUGGGGAGGCAGCUGAGUCCCUGCAGCCCAGGGAGGUCCAUAGGGGAGCCUGUAUCUCCCUGCAGCCCAGGGAGGUCCAUAGGGGAGCCUGUAUCCCCCUGCAGCCCCGGGAGAACUCCACGCUGGAGCAGGCACAUGCCAAAGGAGGCUGUGACCCCGUGGGAAGCCCGUGCUGGAGGGGGGUCCUGGCAGCAUCUGUGGGAAGCCAGUGGAGAGAGGAGCACCUCUGGAGCAGUUUUGCUGGCAGGACUUGUGACCCACAAAGGAGCAGUUCAUGAAGAACUGCAGCCCGAGGAAGGGAUGCAAGUUGGAGAAGUUCAUGGACGAUUGUCUUCAGAGGGAGAAACCUCAAGCUGCAGCAGGGGAAGAGUGUGAGGAGUCCUCUCCCUGAGGAGGGAACAGCACAAACCUGUCCACAGUUCCCAUUCCCCAUCCAUCUGCGCCACUGUGGGGGGAGAGGUAGAGAAAAAUCAAGACUGAAGUUCAGCCCAGGAAGAAGGGAGAGAGGUGGAGGAGUGAAGCUGUUUUAAGAUUUAGCUUCUUUGUCUCAUUAGACUACUCUGAUUUAAUUGGCAAUAAAUUAAACUCA